AAAUAGAAGUUGAGUCAAUAGGUCAUUCUGGUGGUCCUGAGUCCAAAGCUAGGGUUUCCAGCUGAGUGAAUGCCCAGAGCUCUGGAUGGCCCCAAAGCUCCACAGCUCCACCCAUAACUGCUCCAGAGGUAUAGGUGCUAGAGUCAGAAGGCAAUCUAGGCAGGGCUGGGGCAUAGGGUACACAGGUGAGACAGUGGGUCUUGGGACAUGGGCAGUGUGUCUUCGUGGCAAUGGUGAGCUAGAGGGUGCUGCAGGAGCAGCUCAGGAUACCCUCAUCUCAGUGACUGUAACAGUGUCAUCCCCUUGAGUGCAGUUAUAGCCAGUCAUACGUAGACCCAGGGAAGGUCACCCAUAGCUAUAACACAGAGCAUCCAUGCAUGCUCACACACAGACACACAAGCAGUGCUGUACAAGCAUUGAACAAAUGGGUAGACACAUGCAGGUCUAUGGCUGUCAACACAUUUCCUCCCAUGAGACACAACCAUGUGUGUAGCUUGUGACACCGUGGCAGUACUCUCUGGAAAGCCUGGGUUUCCUGAGACCCUGGGUGUUCAGUCCAUUCUCGGGCCACCCAGAGAGUCCUGAAAUCUCACAGACAGAUGCAGCUGAGGCCAUUAGGAUGAGGUGGCAAUUCCAGUACCAUCCCAAGAGUCUUGGGGAGAAAGAGUGUUCCCCUGGAUGCUUAUGCAAGCAGUGGGCAGAGAGAGGACGGGAAGGCUUGUGCUCAGAAGGGACAGUAUGUGACAAAAGAAGCAGGAGAGUCAUGGGCACGUUCUGCAGGCACCGAGAAGCCUGAGAGAAGUCUAGACAUGUGGGAGUGCAGGUGCCAGACCUCAGCAGAACCGAUGGAGUGGGGAGCAGGCAGGGACCAGCCAGCCUCCCUUAGAGGGAUGCAUGCCUGCUGUGGCCCCUCUCCUGGGCAGCUGGAGGGAGGAGCCCUGGCUUGUGCAGGUCUGAACCAUAGCUGGGAGCCAUGCAGCUUCACCCCACUCAAAAGUAGCUCGGCUCUGGGCAGAUCAUUUACUCUCUCUACCUCAAUCUCAUCUACCUUCAUCUCUGAAGUGGGACAGCACUAGAAACCUUGUUUGGAGGGCCAUUCAGAGUAAGUCAUCUUGCUAAUGACUUCUGUGCAAGGACGAGUGUCCGUAGGCUGGUUUCAUCCAUGCCAGGGAGAGAGUGGUGUCGGGCAGUGGGAGAGAACCCACGUCCUGCCAGAGCUCUGGUACUCUGGGUGGGCGAACACAGGGGAGUGCGGCACGUUCUCUAUGCCGCCCAGGUGAGCAUCUGACUGUGGGAAGCCACGGAACCCCAGUCCUCCGGGGUAGAGAGUGAGCAGUCUGGGGUCUUUGGGCUUCACAGAGGCCAGAGACAACAGGUUCUCAGUCUUGGGCAUCUCAGACAUUUCUGUAUGUUUCAGAAGAGCUGAGAACAAAGUGAGGGCCCUGGGGGCAGCUCAGUCAGCCCCAGGGCUGAAGGGAGAAGAAGGCAGGGGAAGAGGGGGUGCUGGGUGGUCCCCAUGAGGGUGAGAGCGAGCCCUUGGUCCAUGGCUGGAGCACAGGAAGGCCUUCCGGUGGGAGGUUAGACUCGGCUCUUUAGGGGAAGGCCUAUUCCAUCAUUCAAGCAUGGCGGGUCUUGAUGAGCAGAGACUGUGUGUGAUUUUAGAGCUUUAUUAUAGAAAGAAAGUAAGGGGGAAAGAAAGAAGGUAGAAAGAGAGAGAAGCUGUCCAUGGCCUCGUGGAGAGAGAGGGGAAGGGAGGGGGAGAGAGAAAGCUAGAGAUGAAAAUACGAGAGGUGAGAGCUUAAGAGAGUGAGGAGGGGCCAAGCAGACCCUUUUAUAGUGGGCUGGGCUAUCUUGCAGUCGCAGGGUACCUGUGGGGAGGAGCAUUGCCUGGUUAACUGUGGGAGUGGAGUCUAGCCAGGAUAUCAGGAGCUUGGGACUUUGUCUGCAUGACUGAUAGUCACAAGAUUAUGAAGUUGGGGGCUCUGUGUGUCAGGUGCCUAUGUCUGUCUGGGCACAUGGCUCACUGUUCUGUCCUUUAUAGAGUUUCUGCUGGGUCUCUGGAAUAAGUCUCACUCUACCAGAAAACAGGCUGCCUUUCACGGUUCCACAGAGUAGGAGGGGAAGAGGUCCUGCUGCCAGAUGCCAUAGUGGGUUUCAUUUGUACCCUGUGGGGUGAGCUGGCAUCUUACAGAGAUUUGUCUGCAUGGGCAGUCCUGACAUAUGCUGGCUCCUGCAGGAGCUGGACUUAAAGGCCCUUGAGUAUAGUUUAUAACACCUCCAGGCAACCUCAAACAAUUUAUAUGGGGCUUUGUGCCAGGGCCCAUCCCCCACCUCUGCUGGCUGAGGUAGACCAGAUUCCCAGUGUCCCUCACUGCCCAGCACACACUGAGCUAGGACAUUCAGUGUGUGUUGGGCAGCAACCAGUACACAGUAAACACUCAGUAAGUGCCCAGUCUCUGUAUUCUCCCUCUUAAGUCAACACACACUUGCUGAGCAGUGUCUCCAGGCACAGAGGUGAGGUAAGGCAGAUGAGCUCCCUGGGCACCAGCUGGGUAAGGUAGCUGUCUCCAGCUGACCCAAACAGACUCCACUGUUACCAGGCCCUUUCCCCAUCCCCAGAGAGUCCAGGACAAGGUGGCUUCUAGUGGGAGUAUCCCAAAGCAGCCUGUCUCACAUCAAGUCCCCGUGAGCCAAAAUCCCCUCCACAUGUACCUCAGACUCCUACACUACAUAGCAUGCACAUAGCUACCAUACCCAGCCGCCACCCAGCAUGCACUGCUCAGCACACCCAGGACACUUGCCCACAUUUAUGUUAGGAAGCAACAUACAAAAGGCUGAGCCAAAGAGCCCUGGCCGUCCCUCUUCACAACUUUCUCAUGGAGCCUUGAGGUGGCAGGAAGUAGCUCCCAGUCCAGUGCAGGCAGGUCUCGGCCCAGUCAGCUUCCAGUCCCUUGUUUGUUGGGCCAGUGCCCCACCCUACAGCCUCCGGCACAAGUGGAGGGCUCACCAGUCUCUACCCCUCUUCCUGACCUCACACAGGCCACCUUCCUGUGUGCUGCAGUGUCAGGUUCACCAGGGAGAGGGCCAUUCCUGAGUGGCCCUGCCUCGGGGUCUGGCUCCCUAGCACCUCUGUGAGCAAUGAGUUGUGCCCACAGGAUGAGUCACUGGAUCCCUCAAGAGCAAGAAACCCAGAUAAUAAAUGAAAAUCAGAGGCCCCAAAACAGUGGCUUCAACUUUUCACCCUUAGCACCUCCUGAGGGUGUCAUGUUCAGUGGCACCUCUCCUGGAGAGACUCAAACAUGUCUACUCGCCCCAGAGGGAACUGACCAAAUAAGGACACCACCAAAGUCCAACUUGGUAAAGCAGUGAGUUUUAUUGGGAUUGCUUACAGGAAUAUGGGUGAGGGGUUACAGGAGCAGAAAUGACUCAGGGACAGCUGCAUCACCAAAGCCACCCCAGCACAGUGACAGCUCACAAAGCUGGAAGCCUAGAGCACAUUGCACAGCCUGCAGGCCUCUCAGCGUGUUCAAGAGUUUCCCUUCCAGGUGGCUCAGUUGACCUAAGUCCCUUCCAGGUGUCUUGGUGCCCUUACAGGGCGUCUCAGCAGCCCUUACAGUUAAAUUGGGAAGGGUGGGGUCUAGUGUAUCUGGUCAGUUUCGGGGACUUGCUGAAGCUUCUGAGUUGUCUACUUCCUUAGUCAUGAGGAGCUUCCUUCCCUGAGGAUAAAAUGUCUCAUCUCAGAGGACACUGCUACACAGCACACCAAGUGCGUGGCCUGCUCACGGGGCCUCACCUGCUCUGCUGUGGAUAGACUGAGGUCUCCCCCUGUGGGGCAGUCCCUCCCAGAGGCUACUGGAUUUGACCUUGACUAUUUCACCUUAGGCCUCAGUUUUCUUUCUACCAACUGGAGACAGUCCUUGUGGACUGUGGGGACAUUAAAGAGAGUUACUCUUCCCACGUCCUGGCUAUUAUUAUUUACUAUCCAUGAUAGCUACUAGUUGUGCCUCAACACACUGCUCUGGUGUCAACCACACCUGCCCAGAAAGCCAGAACCUUGCUUAACCUCCCCUCAUCCUUUGAUCCCAGCCUCCUCUAGCAUCCGGAUCCCAGUCACAGCAGCAGACAGCCCCUCCACUGCAAACCCCUGCCCAACCCUGUUCAGGGUCGGAGGCCAGCAUCAUGGCUUCUCAGUCACUCAGGAGAGUAUGUGUAGUGCCCUCUCAGCUGUGUCCUCUGGGCCCACGUGUCUGCAUUCCUGGGAGGAAGCUCAUGGCCUAACUUCCCAGGGUUUUUACAGGACCCUCCUGGGUAGAGGCAUACCUUCUGCCCUGUCCAUCCUCAAGUGAGCUUAUAUGGGAGGUCCCAGGGCCUUUCCUUGAGCCCUCGCACGUGAGAGCAGCCACACAUCCUGACCCCUCUACUGUGGGGAUCUCACCCCAGAGGAAGACUCAAGAGUGGAGAUCUCCCGGGCCCUGCCCAGCGGGCCUCAGGUGCUUACGGAUUUCACAUGAGGGCUUCUUGCCUGCCACUAAGAGGACACCAUCCAUUCCAGGUGACCCUGAUGUCACCCCUGGAGCCUCCAGCACCAUGGUCCUUGCCAGUACCAAUUCUACCAGAAAUGCUAGCCCUGCCCUAACACCCGUGCCUGUCUAGCCCAGGCUCUUGUCAGGAUGGAGGCGCAGGGUGGGAACUAGGUAGACCUGCCCUGGGCACCCUUGAGGGGUCACAGGUAAAGGCUGUGGCUGGAGUUCACAGAACCCAGGUGUGCAAGCCUGCACAUACAGUAUAUGGGUGCCCAGGCAGUGGGAGCAGGGCUGACCAGAGUUCUGCAGAGAUUGCCUGGAGGCCUUCCUGGAAGAAGAGAUCCUGGCACCGCACAAAGAGAAGCACAGGCUUUCCAGGGCUGAGGAGAGGGAGGUCAAGUGAGGCCCAGGUGCCCCUGCCUGAGCCUGUGUCCCCAGAAACCUCCUCUCCCUCUCAUCACCCCCACAUCCUCCCUGCCACUCCCCGCAGCUCCCUGUGGCCAAGUGCACUGCAGCACUCGGCUCUGCUCCACAAACGGUCUGCUCCACUCCAGGAAGGCCACCUCCUCCCCCCCCCCCCACCUCCGGCUGUCACCACUCACCGCUCUAGCCUCCAGGGGGUGGGGACCCCAGAGCUGGACACACCCCAUCGAAGCCCCACAGCUCAGCCAGCCGGACAGACUCACGGUCGGACUCAAGACCCCGGAGCCCUGAGGUGGGCAGCGCGCCAGGGUUCCUCGCAGCCUCUUCAAGCCCUCUCCAGGCCAUGGGCAUCAAGACAGCACUGCCUGCAGCUGAGCUCGGCCUCUAUUCACUGGUGCUGAGCGGUGCCCUGGCUUAUGCCGGCCGAGGUCUCCUGGAGGCAUCACAAGAUGGGGCCCACAGGAAGGCCUUCCGGGAGUCUGUGAGACCUGGCUGGGAGUACCUGGGCCGGAAGAUGGAUGUGGCUGACUUCGAGUGGGUGAUGUGGUUUACCAACUUCCGAAAUGUCAUUGUCUUUGCCCUCUCUGGACACGUGCUGUUUGCCAAACUCUGCACGAUGGUGGCCCCCCAGCUCCGCUCCUGGAUGUAUGCUGUAUAUGGAGUCCUGGCUGUGGUGGGCACAAUGGGCCCAUGGUACCUGCUGCUGCUGCUUGGCCACUGUAUGGUCCUCUAUGUGGCCUCACUCUUGGGCCAGCGUUGGCUGUGCCUUGCCCUUGGUCUGGCCAGCUUGGCGUCCUUCAAGGUUGACCCUGGAAUCUCUUGGCAGACGUACUGUUCCACGGUGGCAGCAGCUUCACAGUUCUGCGGUGCACCAGCUUCGCCCUGGAGAGCUGCGCCCACCCCGACCGCCGCUACUCCCUUGCUGACCUGCUCAAGUACAAUUUCUACUUGCCCUUCUUCUUCUUCGGACCCAUCAUGACCUUCGACCGCUUCCAUGCUCAGGCCUUUUGUGGUUUCCCUCUCAGACAGGGCUCUGCCCCUCCAGGUGAGCCAGGAGCCAGUGAGGCCAGAGGGCGAGCUAUGGCACAUUCAGGCCCAGGCGGGACUCAGCGCGGCAGCCAUCGUGGCUGUUGACGUCUUCUUUCACUUCUUCUACAUCCUCACCAUCCCCAGCGAUCUCAAGUUCGCCAGCCGCCUCCCAGACAGUGCUCUUGCUGGCCUGGCGUACUCAAACCUGGUGUAUGACUGGGUGAAGGCAGCGGUCCUGUUUGGUGUUGUCAACACUGUGGCACGCCUGGACCACCUGGACCCUCCUCAGCCUCCCAAGUGCAUUACUGCGCUCUAUGUCUUCGGGGAAACGCACUUCGACCGUGGUAUCAAUGAUUGGCUUUGCAAAUAUGUGUAUGACCACAUUGGCGGGGAUCACUCCACCGUGAUCCCAGAGCUGGCCGCAUCUGUGGCCACGUUCGUCGUCACCACUCUGUGGCUCGGGCCUUGUGACAUCGUCUACCUGUGGUCUGUUCUUAACUGCUUCGGCCUCAACUUUGAGCUCUGGGUACAGAAGCUGGCAGAGCGUGGGCCACUGGCACAGAUAGAGGCCCGGCUAUCAGAGCAGAUGUCUCGGAGGGUCCGGGCCCUCUGCGGGGCUGUAAAUUUCUGGGCUAUCAUCAUGUACAACCUCGUGAGCCUGAACAGCCUUGAAUUCACAGAGCUGGUUGCCCGACGCCUGAUACUUACAGGCUUCCCCCAGACCACACUGGCGGUCUUGUUUGUCACCUACUGUGGUGUCCAGCUGGUAAAGGAGCGUGAGAGAUCCCUGGCACUGGAGGAGGAGCAGCGGCAGGACAGAGAGAAGCUGGAGUAGGCAUGGGGACAGAGGACCGGGCUCUGCUCAGCUGCUUCUGGGCCCCAGGCCCAGGCCACGGAGCCUGACCAAUAGAAUAAAAGACUUUUCUACCAUAGUA
Mus musculus (house mouse) is the source of this 6910-nucleotide messenger RNA. It is a transcript of the gene Hhatl, whose product is annotated as hedgehog acyltransferase-like. The transcript is spliced from 12 exons. The record is from RefSeq and is a predicted model, not a curated record. Gene Ontology annotation, cellular component: perinuclear region of cytoplasm; endoplasmic reticulum membrane. Lineage: Eukaryota; Metazoa; Chordata; Mammalia; Rodentia; Muridae. Bases 5941 to 6810 code for a protein of 289 amino acids.